This is a messenger RNA of Bactrocera neohumeralis, 1905 nucleotides long. RefSeq lists its product as uncharacterized. The record is from RefSeq and is a predicted model, not a curated record. NCBI's taxonomy places the organism in Eukaryota, Metazoa, Arthropoda, Insecta, Diptera, Tephritidae. The transcript is spliced from 2 exons. The coding region runs from base 579 to 1826 and encodes 415 amino acids.
GCAACAGGCGAAAAAGGAGAAACGAAGAAAACAUCUUCCCGCGCUUUUUACCAAAAAGGCUUUAUUAUCCCGCCAAUAUAGAAGUGAACACAGCAAGUGAAAAUGCAGAACACAAUUAAGUAAAAUUAAACACAAGUGAACACAGUGAUACAUUCAAGUGAACAAACACAACAAACAGGAAAAACCCUCCAAUCAUCAUUUCAACCAAAAAUAUCAACACAGGAUAUAAAGCAGCAGCAGGUUACAAUAAUUUAAUAAAUUAACAUAGAUUUACAUGUAUCUAUAGAGUAAAGCUGAGAUCACACGAUUGGUCAAAUGUACCGAUUUUUGACAAAAUUUUUCUGUACAAAUUUGUACAAAAUAAAUUUUGUGUACCGAUACAAUUUUCAGUGUUCACACGAUUGGCGUACUUGAGCCAGAAUUUUUCUGUACUGAUUUGUACACUUCAAUAAUAUGACAAAUAUUUGUGCAACCCUGUCACAUGGUUGGGCUUGUCAUCUUAAAUAAAGUAGAUAGCUGAUAAGCUUUGAAUACAUAAUUACAUAUAUUUGAACGUAAUUUUAUAAUUUUUAAAUAUAAUGAUUUCUUCAUCAAGAAAAAAGAAAAUAGUGGCAAUUAUGUGUAUUUGUGUACACCUAAUUAAUAAAAAGAAACAAAUAAAAGAAAAACCGAAAUUGAAGAAGCGAAGUGUUUGGGUGCUAGAUUGGCUUCAGAGGAGAAAUACUGACGGGGCGUAUGCAAAAACUCUGCGCGAGUUUCGUGAAGUGAAUAAUCAAAAAUAUUUGUUUAAAAAUUAUCUUCGCAUGAACGAAGCCACUUUUAAUUAUAUUCUUGAAUUAGUCUCCCCAAACAUAAAAAAAAGUGACACCAAUAUGCGCAAAGCAAUACCAGCAAAUGAACGUUUGGCGGUUACACUUCGCUUCCUUGCCUCUGGAGACAGCUUCAAAAGUUUAUCUGUUGACUUUCGCAUUGCGCCGAAUACCAUAUCUAUAUUUGUGCCGGAGGUUUGCGAUGCAAUUUACAAAGCUUUGAAAAAUGAAUAUUUACAGGUUCCAAAUAACGAACAGAUGUGGAUUGACAUUGCCCAAAAAUUUAGUGAUAAAUGGAAUUUUCCCCAUUGUAUAGGCGCAGUUGACGGGAAACACAUUGUGAUGAAGGCUCCGCCGCGGUCUGGAAGUACCUUUUAUAAUUAUAAAGGUACUAAUAGUAUUGUACUUAUGGCUAUUGCGGAUGCGGACUACCGAUUUAUAUAUAUUGAUGUCGGGUGCAAUGGCAGAGUUUCGGACGGCGGCGUUUUUGGAAAGUCCACAUUUCAGAAAGCUUUGGACAAUAACACACUGAGAUUGCCUUUACCACAACCAUUGCUAAAUCGUGACCGUGAUUGUCCAUACUUGUUAGUGGCGGAUGAUGCAUUCCGCAUGCAAAAGCACAUUUUAAAACCAUACCCUGGUAAAAAUUUAACUGCCGGUCAACGCAUAUUCAAUUACCGAUUGUCACGUGCUAGGCGCGUUGUCGAAAAUGCAUUUGGCAUUAUGGCAAAGCGGUUUCAAAUUUUAUAUCGACCAAUUCAACUGAAUGAGCAUAAAACGACCCAAAUAACACUGGCCUGCUGUGCCUUGCAUAAUUUUUUAAUAAAAAAAAAUGCCAGUUAUUUGGAAGGUUUAACUACAGAUAGGAAUGAUCAACAAGACAAUUCAGUUCAUGAGCAACAAGGAGCAGAGGAACGUCCAACGACAUACAUAACCAAUGAAGCCAAAGAAAUUCGUGAGGAGUUCGAACAAUAUUUUAUGACAGCCGCUGGAGAAAUACCAUUUCAAUAUGCAUAGAUGUUUAUGUUAAAUAAAAUUAAUGAUUUAAAUAUGUCUGUAACUUUAUUAAUAUAGAAGAAAAAACAAUUCAAUGAAA